Carica papaya (papaya) is the source of this 1812-nucleotide messenger RNA. NCBI's taxonomy places the organism in Eukaryota, Viridiplantae, Streptophyta, Magnoliopsida, Brassicales, Caricaceae. The record is from RefSeq and is a predicted model, not a curated record.
UAUAUGUGUAAGAGAGAGAGAAGAAGAGCGAAACAACAAAGGUCAAAGGAAGGCAGUUGGGGUAUUGUAUAGGGGUAAUGAUUUUUUGGUGGAGGAGGAUCAGAAACUCGUGAUGAGAAUUUUUCUCUUUUGAAAAUCUUUUCUCUCUCUCUCUCUCUUUUCUGCACAGAGUUUUUAUGUGGAAACAGAAGAAAGCAGCAGCAGGCAGGUAUUAUCAGUGCCCCUUAAGGAAUUUACAGCUUCGUCUCUUCCUUUUCUCGUGAUCUUUCUCUUUCCAUCCAUACGCUCUCUUUCUCUUCUCUCCCUUUCUUAUACCCCUUAUAUUUAUACACUACAUAUUCAUUGCUGUCGAGCCAUCUGGCCUGCGCUCUAUUGUUGGUUUUUAUCAAACACAGUUCCAGAAAAGAUUGAAGGGAGAGGGAGGCAGAUAAAAAGGAGAGACUUGUUUUUUAGAUGUGUGAAUAUCAAAAGGGAAACACGACGACGUUUUAGUUGGUAGCGAAAAUUGUUUGCGGUGGAGAUGGGGAGUUGUGGAAGGAGUAGUGGUGCAGUGAGACAGUACGUAAGAUCAAAGGUUCCUCGUUUGAGAUGGACUCCUGAGCUUCAUCACUGUUUUGUUCAUGCCAUCGACAGGCUUGGUGGUCAAGACAAAGCCACGCCUAAACUUGUUCUUCAGCUGAUGGAUGUGAAAGGACUUACCAUUUCACAUGUCAAGAGCCAUCUCCAGAUGUACAGAAGCAUGAGGAGUGACCUAGGCAGACCAGGUAGGAGUUCCACCCAUCAAAGAAGACAAUCUUUUGAGGAACAUGAUGGUUGUGUUGAUGAAGUAAAUGAUAUGGGUUUUCCCCCUUCUUCAAAACCCAUUCAAGAAUCAGAUUCUCUCUUCACGUACAGUACCAAUACUCUUCCUUCAAAAAGAGGUAGAAUCGAGAGCAGGAGUUCAAUCUCUGAUCAGAACCUGCAAUGCAGCCAAGGAAUAUGUGAAGCAGUCUCAAAUCCGUACUCUUUUGAUGAUUAUCUGCAGAACGUGGGUGAGCCUAAGCGAAUAAAGGAAGGCAGUAGCAGAAGGGAACAGCUCCAUGCUUGCCCCUUCUCUCUGCCGCAUGAUCUUCAUAACCUCACUUCCUUCACUUGCAAAAUGGACGAUUCUGAUUGCCUCAAGGUUUCCAAGUUAUAUGAGGAACAAAAGCGAAGUAGAGAAGAAACGUAUUGCAAAUCCAAGAAGCCUAAAAGGCAUCAUCAAGAAGAAGGUGGUGGGUGUGAACUAUCACUGUCUCUAUCACUGCACUGUCCAUGGUCUCAAAGAAGUAUUGCAUCAGCGACAAGCGAAAUCAGUGAGGCAAUUUCAUCGUGCUCGGGAUCAUCAUCAGCUGAGCAGCGCAGUAUUAACUUGGACUUGUCUAUUGCUCUAUGUGGUUCUUAGUUACCUAAAUUUGAUUUGUUGUUAUCAAUGGUUUCAUCCUAUGGGUUCAAUGAUGAGUACAUGUUUUAAAUUUAAAAGAAAAUGUCGGCAUCUACAUAUCUUGUUUUAGUUGGUUUGUGUAUGUUUGGCCAUUGUUAAAAGUUAAAAGAAAAACCCACUUUUGUCUAGAGCUGGAUUUAGGGUUCCAGCUUUCUGGUUUAGAAUGUACAACCAUGAAACUUUAAGAGAUGUAAUCAAAAGUUUAGUCAAAUUUAUAUCGGGAUUAAUGCUAGGUCGUGGUGGUUAAAAUAAAUUCUGCAAGUAGCAUUCAGGAAGAAUAAUUUUUUCAUUAUCUUUUAUUGUUGCUAAUGGCUAUCUGUAUGUAAAGAUUAAUGGUGGAAAUACAACUU